Ilex paraguariensis (yerba mate) is the source of this 438-nucleotide messenger RNA. Lineage: Eukaryota; Viridiplantae; Streptophyta; Magnoliopsida; Aquifoliales; Aquifoliaceae. The record is from the annotation of a GenBank genome assembly.
AUGAUUGCUGUUGAGGGGGUGGUGGUUGGGCAAACUGAGGGGCAUGUUGGGGAGGAUAACCUUGCGGUGGGUACCCUGGCUGGGUUUGGAAGUUUUGGUGGGUUUGGUGGUGGAACCGGUGGUGAUGGAUGGUCUAUGGGGGUGUUUUUAGCAGCAUCUCUGCUUCUUUCAAUGGUUCGAAAGUUGAUUACAGCUAANAUUGCUGUUGAGGGGGUGGUGGUUGGGCAAACUGAGGGGCAUGUUGGGGAGGAUAACCUUGCGGUGGGUACCCUGGCUGGGUUUGGAAGUUUUGGUGGGUUUGGUGGUGGAACCGGCGNGAGGGGCAUGUUGGGGAGGAUAACCUUGCGGUGGGUACCCUGGCUGGGUUUGGAAGUUUUGGUGGGUUUGGUGGUGGAACCGGUGGUGAUGGAUGGUAGGAGUAAGAAUUUAUGUAAUUAG